AUCCGCCCCCACCUCCGAGCUGCACGUUACCAUGCCUUUCGCUUUUGCUUUUGCCCUCCUCCAUUCCACUUCCCCUCCUCACGAGAGGAGAGAGAGAGUGCGUGCGAGUGCGGAGUUACUCGGAGUCUAGUACAAGCGAGCAGUAGUAACGCUAGUGUGCGGUGGGGGAGGCGAGUGGAGGAGAGCCAAGAACACGGAGAGCACCCCUGCAGCCGCUCCGGGAUCUCCACUUUCCCCCAUUCGAGGGUGGAGUUGUUCCUACUUCCGGGAGUUGCUUCGCUUGGUGGUGCCCAGAAUUAGUGCGGAAGCAGGCGGAGUGCUCUCUGUGCUGAAAUCUGCUCACCGGGUGCCAGGGAACAGGCCGACCUUUCUGUGGGAGAUAAUUGCUUGGGAAUUUGCUUAGAAGCGACCGAAUCUUUGUUGCUGGUUGUGCACUUGUUAUGCUGAAGUUAAAUGGAGGCAGCAGAUAAGAUUGCCGAGCCCAAAGACCCUUUGGUGGUCACUGCUCUGAAGGUUCAGAACUUGGAGCCACCGAUACCGAUAAAGGCGUCAUGGAAAGGGAAGAACUCCCAGCAGCAUGAUGAGAAGGAUUUGCCAGCUGAUGGCGAGGAGAGCUUCCGGAGCCUCGAUUCCUCAGAUGAGGGUGGCCGGAGCUCCUUCUCUGGGGCUAGUCACCCUCCCGAGCCUAUUGAUAUGGAUAUUAUGAAGACAGUCUAUGUUGCAAUUGACGAAGAGAAGUCUGAGCCACCAGUGUGUUUAGUGCGAGGACUAUCAUUGAAGGGGCCUUUCAUAGAUGACUUGUCCAUCCGUGUUACAGGUACAAAGGCAAAUGUGGUGGUAGGUGCAGGCAGUGCUGAAGGUUUGGCUGAAGAGAGGAAGGUUUCUGGUUCUGCAGUGCCAUCAGUCGGCACAACACGCUCGUCUCAGGCUACUUCUUUGCCUCAGGACUCGGAGGAGAAGGAGUGCGUUUGGGAUGCUUCACUCCCUCCCAGUGGCAAUGUUAGCCCUCACAGUAGCAUUGACAGCAUGGGUGUGGUCACUGCCAUGAGCACCGUGAACAGCUGCACAAGCACGUAUAAAAAUGAAGCCAUAGCUAGUGAAGCAAUGCUUACUGUGGAGAGAAACUGUAAAAGUGUAAAGGGUGUCCGAGGUGACUUGCUGGAAAGUGCAAAAACUAGCAUGAGUCGAGCAAGUGAUAGCAGUGGCAUUAGUGAUGACAGCAGCUGGAGCAAUAUCACUGGAGGUGUCAGCAAGCCUCACAAGGGGAAUGAUCCUAGAUGGAAGGCAAUUCAUGCUGUACGAACUCGUGAUGGUGUGCUUGGGAUGAGCCAUUUUAGACUACUCAAGCGUCUCGGCUGUGGUGACAUUGGCAGUGUUUACCUCUCAGAAUUAAGUGGGACACGGUGCUACCUUGCAAUGAAAGUAAUGGACAAGGCAUCCUUGGCAAGUAGGAAGAAGUUGAAUAGGGCUCAAACUGAACGGGAGAUUCUACAGCUUCUGGACCACCCAUUCCUCCCGACUCUGUACACUCAUUUUGAGACCGACAGAUUCUCUUGUUUGGUCAUGGAAUUCUGUCCGGGUGGCGAUCUGCAUACUCUGCGACAGAGACAGCCGGGAAAACAUUUCUCUGAGUAUGCUGCAAGGUUUUAUGCUGCAGAAGUACUUCUGGCUCUAGAGUAUCUACACAUGUUGGGAGUUGUUUACAGGGAUCUGAAACCAGAAAAUGUUCUGGUGCGUGAUGAUGGCCACAUAAUGCUUUCAGAUUUUGAUCUCUCCCUGAGAUGUGCAGUCUCACCUACACUUAUCAGAGCAUCCGCUUUUGAUUCUGAUCCCAGAAGAGCGGGUGGUUCUUUCUGUGUACAGCCUGCUUGCAUAGAGCCUACGUCAGCCUGUAUGCAGCCUGCAUGCUUCUUGCCCAAAUUCUUCGGUCAGAAGAGCAAGAAAAAGACUAGGAAGACAAGGUCUGAGCUGGGACAGAGUGCUAUCACCCUGCCCGAGCUCGUCGCUGAGCCAACAUCGGCUCGAUCAAUGUCAUUCGUUGGGACUCAUGAGUACUUGGCCCCAGAAAUAAUCAAAGGCGAAGGUCAUGGAAGUGCUGUUGACUGGUGGACUUUCGGCAUCUUCCUGCACGAGCUGCUAUAUGGCAAAACCCCAUUCAAGGGAUCAGGCAACCGUGCCACCUUGUUUAACGUGGUCGGUCAGCAGCUAAGAUUUCCGGAGUCACCGUCCACAAGCUACUCUAGCAGAGACCUCAUCAGGGGGCUUCUGGUCAAGGAGCCACAGCACCGCCUCGGCGUCAAGCGGGGGGCGACAGAGAUAAAGCAGCAUCCAUUCUUUGAGGGCGUGAACUGGGCUCUCAUCCGGUGCAGCACUCCUCCUGAGGUCCCAAGACCCGUGGAGGCCGAGCUGCCAGUAAAGUACGGAGUGGCUGAGGCGAUCGGGAGCAACAGCAAGAGGAUAGUCGGCGCGGACGUUAAGUCGGGCGGGAAAUACCUGGACUUUGAGUUCUUUUAGAGUAGUGCCCAGUGGCAGCUAUUGUUUGCAUACUGUUGGUGUUUAGUCAGUUUGGCGCUGUGUGAUUCGAUAUGGUGGUGUGUGUCACCAUCGCUGCGAAGUUCUCGGAUCUGAUGUGACCGGAAUUAGAUAGAUGUGUUUGCCUUA
Messenger RNA from Phragmites australis (common reed), 2661 nucleotides. Its product is annotated as serine/threonine-protein kinase D6PK-like. The transcript is spliced from 4 exons. NCBI's taxonomy places the organism in Eukaryota, Viridiplantae, Streptophyta, Magnoliopsida, Poales, Poaceae. Gene Ontology annotation, molecular function: protein serine/threonine kinase activity; ATP binding. Gene Ontology annotation, biological process: protein phosphorylation. The record is from RefSeq and is a predicted model, not a curated record. Gene Ontology annotation, cellular component: plasma membrane; cytoplasm; nucleus. Bases 454 to 2514 code for a protein of 686 amino acids.